CGUCCAAACCGCCCCGCUUCAGACGCGUUCUGCCGCGCACUGUGCUCAGUCCACGCAGGUUCGACUCCAAGUCGGCUUUCACGCACUUUUUUGUUUGUUUGUGUGGGUUUCCACACCAUGUUGGAUGAAGUCCUUGGAUUUUAAAAAGGGAUUGCGGGAACAUGAUCGACCUGCCCGUCAACUGACUGCACGUUUCUGCUUCAGGGUUGAGUUCGGCUCUCGGCGGGGCGGUGGUGUUUGCGCUACGGCCUUCUGGCUGUGACGCAGAUAGGGAAGAGGACACCCGAGGACCAUGGAUCUCGGGAACGACAUAGACCUGUCCAACAACAACAUCACGCCCUUGUGGAAGCGCCGUACGGACAACCGCAGAAGCCCGCCAAACACAAGGAAGCCGCGGCCACGGAGCUACCACACCAACGGGGUCAUGACGACGGACUUCCCUGCGGAAGACAAGACCUUGAGCCAGCCGGCUGAGAAAUUGUUGUUGGUUACAUCUCAGGGUGUGGGCAAGAACACGGCGGUGCUGAAGCACGUUUUACACAAACCUUCCAAAAAGUCCAGAGUUGUUCGGAGUAUUAGCAUUGGGAACAUCUCCAGUGGGCGCUUCUCGUUCUCUAAAUUCAAGUCCGAUGGCAGCAGAUCAUCUUCGCUGGACAACAGAGUGAGUAAUGGAGAGUACAACACAGCAAAUCACAGCAAUGGACGGACAGUUUGGCCUGACAAGUGUGUCCGCUCUCCUCAAGCCCUCAUUUCCAGUGUGUUCAGUCUGAACUUGCCUAAGGAGAAGACCCCAUCAUAUCAUAACCUACCCUUACCUGAAAUGGUUCCACACCCCCCUAAUAAUAAUAAUAACAACCUUGAACUAUCCUUCUCGUCUCCAUCAAGCCCGUAUCCUCCCGCUAGACGGACUCCUACCCACAGCUCCACCUCGAGCAUUCCCUCCCUCUCCUCCCUCACCUCCUCGGACCCCCCAACACCGCGCUCCCCUUCGCCGGCCGACAGCCGGCCGCCGCUGCUCAGACAGUCGUCGCCCUCGCCCGUCCCCUCCCAAGACGCCAGGCAUGCGUCUUCUUCUUCCCCCUCCCCAUCCCUUUCCCCAUGUAUCUCACCCGCUCCCUCGAUUGUCCUCAGCACCCACAGCCCUGCUGCCCUGAAGAUGGGCACCCAGCAGCUCAUCCCCAAGGGCUUAGCUUCAGGUAGUCGACAGAACAAGACCACCGCUUCCGGGCCACAAGGCCAAGGAUUAGCAGGGCUGCUGGGCUUAGAUGCUUCUAAGCGGACUUUAAAAACACACAGCAUGGUAGAGACAGGGGCUUACUUUUCCACGGGAGGGGGGCACAGCGAGGGGACAGACGGGGAAAACGAAAGCCCGGGCACACUAAGGAGGGGGCUGAGGAGUACAUCCUACCGGAGGGCUGUUGUCACCGGAGUCGAUCUGGAGGCCCAGGCACUUUCCCAGGCCGCCAUGAAGGGAUUAGAUAGCGAUAAUAAAACUCCCCCAGCAAACCCAGGCAUUGUAAAGCCCAUCAGCCGGGGGGCACCGAAGGCUGACAGUCCUACAACUCCAACCGGAACAGGAAAAAGCAAGAUUCCUGACAAGAAAAACAUUCUGACCCCUCAACGCACCUUUGACAGUGAAGAGGAGGAACUGUACCAGAACUAUCAGGAAAAGGCGUUACAUAACGAUUCAGAUGAGGAUGCCGAUUCCAGAGAACCUCAAGGCGAUAACAGCAUCGUGUUGCAGUACAGACCUAUCCGGACGUCCUGGAGCCAGCUUUCUGUGGUCAAGAAAAGCGGUCUGUUUGAUCGAAUGAGUCAGGAAGAACGCAAAAGACAAGAGGCCAUCUUCGAGGUGAUCUCCUCUGAGCACUCCUACCUCCACAGUCUGGAGAUCCUGAUCCGUAUGUUCAAGAACUCACCGGAGCUAAGCGAGGCCAUGACCAAGACGGAACACCACCACCUCUUCUCCAACAUCACCGACGUCUGCGAGGCCAGCAAAAAGUUCUUUAAGCAACUGGAAGAGAAACACCAGCAGAACGCCGUGAUCGACAGCAUCAGCGACAUCGUUUGUAAGCACGCCGAAUCCAACUUUGAUCCUUACGUGACGUACUGCUCCAACGAGGUCUACCAGCAGAGAACCCUGCAGAGGCUGUUAUCCAAGAAUCCUGUUUUUAAGGAGGUGUUGACCAGGAUAGAGGGCCACCCCGACUGCAGGAACCUCCCCAUGAUCUCCUUCCUCAUCCUGCCCAUGCAGAGGGUCACACGCUUGCCCUUGCUCAUGGACACUAUUUGCCAGAAGACUCCUAAGGACUCGGCGCAGUAUGAGGAGUGUAAGAAGGCUUUACAUGCCGUCAGCAAGGUGGUAAGGAAAUGUAACGAGGGCGCACGCACCAUGGAGAGAACUGAGAUGAUGUACACCAUCAACUCCCAGCUGGACUUUAAGAUCAAGCCUUUCCCGUUGGUCUCGUCGUCCCGGUGGAUGGUGAAGCGAGGCGAGCUGACCGCCUUCGUGGAGGACAACGGCAUCUUCCUCAAGCGGACGUCGCGGCAACAGGUCUACUUCUUCCUCUUCAACGACGUCCUCAUCGUCACCCGGAAGAAGAGUGAGGAGAGCUACUCUGUGAUCGACUACGCCCUGAGGGAUGAGAUCUGGGUGGGCUCCUGCCAGCCCGAGGAGGUCAACCUGUCGCCCGUCCGCGCCACCGCCGGCAUGCUGAGCUCACGGCAAGCCGGUGCCAACCACCUCUUCCGACUGCGUUUCCUUAGCAACCACUCCGGCGAAAAGGUGCCCAUGAUCUUGGGGACGGAGUUACUGAACGAACGUGCUCGGUGGAUCAGCGCCUUGGGCCACAACGUCAACAAAGACAAGAGUCAGGACAGGACCAACGCCAUGCAGGUGGAGGUUAUCAGAACGUACACAGCCAAGCAGCCGGAUGAGUUGUCACUGCAGGUUGCUGACGUUGUGCUCGUCUCACAGACUGUAGAGGAUGGUUGGCACGAGGGCGAGCGUCUGCGUGACGGUGAGCGCGGCUGGUUCCUGGCAGAGUGCGCCGAGCCGAUCACGUGUCAGGCCACCAUCGAGCGCAACAUGCAGAGGAUGGACCGCCUGCAGGGUUUGGAGACCAACGUGUGACGUGAACUCAUGACAUUAGUCCUUGGUGCCCGUAAAUAACCAAGAGGACAUAGGAUGGCUGAUAUCUCAUGAAUAACUCUUAGAUCUUUGCAAAGGUGUCAUCAACUCGAUGCCUUCAAGGUCUCCUGAAAAAACAGAACUUAAAAUACACAUACACUAUCAGCGCAAAAAGUAUUGGGACACCAGGGCAUUACAGCCUCCCUCAAAUAUGAACCUCCAGGUAAUUACUGAAAUUACCUCAGUUCAUAGAAACAGACAACGAGUUAGCUGUUAAUGCUUGAACUCUGUUGCUAGGCAAAACAGCAGCACUGACUGAGUCAUGUAAACAGAUGUGUGGAGUCUGACCAUGUGUUGGAAAUGAGUUCCCCGCACUGUAGUAAAGAUGAUCAGUGGGUUAUAUGGUAGCUCCACAAUGUUGUGUGCGUCCAUGUUGAGCUAUGUAAUCUACAAGUUCCUCCCCCUGCCAUUUUGCUGCAUUUCUCCAUAAAUACUCAUACAUUAUAUUGUUAUGCAGCGAUAGUGACCGAGUCCUCGUGCAAAUGGGAAAAGUCUGCAAUGCCUCCUCUCCUUUAAAAAUGUUUAGAAUUGCCGGUAGAUGCCACAAGAUUGUGGCAAAGCUCUACUUUUGUCUAAAUAAAGCUUUUGAACUGACUAGUAGUAGUUCCUCGGCACCAAGAUGGCGGCAAAGCACUACUUUUAUCUAAAUGAAGCUCCACAAUUCACUUCAAUAUAGUUCCUUGGCAGCAAGAUGAACAAAAUCAGCGAGUAGUUGAGUUUUUGGUAUAAUGGAGGAUAGGUCCCCCAAAGCCCAAAAAAUAAAUAAAAUCCGCAAAUAGCUGAAUUUGCGAAUGCCCAAGCACAAAUAUAGCUCACUGUGUACCACUAAUAUUGCGUCAUAGGAUCAAUUAAGUCAAUAAUUGAUUAUGAGGUGUGUUUCAAUACUUUUGUCUGUAGGUCAUGUUGUAAGGAGGUAAUUAUGAAGGGGAAAAUGCUAUUUGUUAAAAGCUGAAGGCACUUUUUAAAAUAAGACACAUCCUGUCACCAAAUGCAUACACACACCCCCACACAUUGACAGACUCACACCCUCCGGGUGACGCAUGAACUUGUGUGAUGCUGCUCUCACAACAAACGAGGACAUCUGUCGUGACCGUGAGGGUCUGGCUAAGGUGAAAUCCUUGGCACUCAAACCCCCAAGAUUUCUACUUCUGAGCAUGAACUUCAUUAACUCAGUUAAUUCAGUUGUGUACUAUAUGUAAAUAUGUCGUCUCAAAUUUGUAUGUUUUCUAAAUACGAUACAAUGUAGAAACUUGCUUAUUCGGCGUCCAAAUUUUGGAAACAUUUUCUCAUUCAAUAGCAUGAGCUCUUUGGACUUCUAGUGUAAAUUCCCCAAAAGAAAUAUUGGCAGAAUUUUUUAUACCGUUCUUUGGAUUUGGUGUUUUAGACUGUACAGGUGUACCUAAUGAAGUGUCCAGUGAUUCUAUGUCACAUCAAGCAUAAAUAAUAAAAGCUCAAUUGUUGACCUAU
This is a messenger RNA of Phyllopteryx taeniolatus (common seadragon), 4657 nucleotides long. Its product is annotated as rho guanine nucleotide exchange factor 26-like. Gene Ontology annotation, molecular function: protein binding; guanyl-nucleotide exchange factor activity. The transcript is spliced from 15 exons. Lineage: Eukaryota; Metazoa; Chordata; Actinopteri; Syngnathiformes; Syngnathidae. Gene Ontology annotation, biological process: activation of GTPase activity. The record is from RefSeq and is a predicted model, not a curated record. The coding region runs from base 293 to 3133 and encodes 946 amino acids.